UCAAUGUCACAGAGUGACUGUCAAAACAGACAGCUGAUAGAGUGAUAAUACAAUACUGUGUUUUGUGCUCUAAUUUAAUCAUUUUAUUCAGUUUAAGUACGUUAAAAUGACUGAAGCACCCAGACUUUUAGUUUUAUACGGCAGUCAAACCUACACGGCUCAGGAGAGGGCUGAAAGAAUAUGGCGAACAACGAAAGUCUUAGGAUUUCGAGGGCCAGUUCAGGCCAUGGACGAAUAUCCAAUAUCUCGCCUUAUUAAAGAAGAAUUUGUGAUUUUCGUGUGUGCUACGGCUGGCCAAGGAGAUGAGCCAGAUAAUAUGAAGAAGUUCUGGAAGUUCCUGCUGCGAAAAAAUCUUCCUUCCAAUUCUUUAGCGAGGUUAAAAUUCGGAGUGCUAGGUCUUGGUGACUCGUCCUAUUUGAAAUUUAAUUUCGCGGGGAAGAAACUUCAUAAGCGAUUAAUCCAGUUGGGGGCUACACCGCUGCUUGAUAUAGGACUCUGUGACUACCAACAUGAUUUAGGCCAUGAUGCAGUCAUGGGUCCCUGGCUCAAAGACUACCUUACAAUACUCAAAAAACAAUACUUCCCGAAUUUAGACAUAGACAAUAUCAAAAACACAUUCACACCUCGUUGGAAAGUUACCGUAGACAAAAGUGAGGGAAAUGAGUUCAAACCUCCUUCUAAUGGUUUGAAUGAAGAUAUUUAUUUUGCUAAAGGAGCUAAAGAUACUUUUGUAGAUGCAACGCUAUUGGAAAUCACUAAAAAUAUUAGAACUACCCAUGAAUCACAUUAUCAGGAUGUAAGAUUAAUAACAUUACAGACAGCAGAUGAUAGUAAAUUAAAUUAUAAACCUGGAGAUGUAUUUAAUAUAAGACCUCGUAACUGUAAAGCAGAGGUAGAUGAUUUGUUCAAUCUUUUUGAAGAACACAAUAUUGAUAUAAAACCUCAUUACAAGUUGAUAGUGGAAGAGUAUCAUGAAGACAUGCCUGUACCAGCAUUUUUAAAACAACCGCACACACUUUACGAAAUCGCCGAACAAUACUGGGACUUACACUGCUACCCCACACAAUAUGUCUUCUCUCUUCUCGCACAAGUGUCUGAGGAUAAGUUAGAAAGAGAGAAAUGUAUACAACUCAGCUCCCCCGAGGGACAGGAAGACUGGCUUAAUUAUUGUAGGAGGCCUAAGAGGAGUGUGCUUGAAGUCCUACACGACUUCCACAAAUCGGCUUCCAAACUGACCCUCGAUGUGGUUUUCGAGCUCUUCUCCACUAUCAAACCGCGUUCCUUCUCCAUAGCGAGCAGUUCUCUGCCCACUGAAGGUCGUACCAUAGACCUGUUAGUAGCUGUGGUGAAUUAUAGAACGACUAUGAAGAAACCCAGGCUUGGGCUAGCUUCGAACUGGUUGAAGAGUUUAAAUAUUGGUGAUAAGGUCUUUGGAUGGAUCAAAGUUGGGUCUAUGAUUUUUCCGGAAGAUGCUACGACUCCUCACAUCCUAAUCGGUCCAGGCACCGGUCUAGCGCCCUUCCGCAGCCUCCUACAAGAACGCGACAUACUCCGAACAGCACACAAGGAUGUUCUCCACCUCAUCUUCGGCUGCAGAUACAAGGAGAAGGACUUCCAUUGCCGAGAGGAGUUAGAGAAGAUGGUUGAGGAGGAGAAGUUGAGCUUGUAUUGUGCUUUCUCGAGGGAUCAAGAGAAGAAAGUUUACGUCGGCAACAAAAUAGCAGAAAACAAAGAAUUAAUCUGGCAACUACUCAGCCAAGACGCUCGCAUCUACAUCUCAGGCACGGCUAAGAACAUGCCUGAUAAUGUUCGCGACGCGUUCAUAGACGCUGUGUUUGGUAAGUGCGGGGGACAUAGUGUGGAUGAAGCCAAGAAACUGUUGAAAGAUAUGGAAAAUAAUGGCAGGUUCCAAGUGGAAGCUUGGUAAAAGUUUUGUGAGGAAACCUAUGCCACCUUGUUAUAAAACGUGGGUAAGUACCGGGUUUAGUACUAGGCUUACCGUCAGUUGCACAAAGCUCCAUUUAAAGUUAAUGCUAUUUUAAAUCUAUCUAUAUUGCUGACUCUUUCUUUGAAAACAAGAUAAAAAGUGUCAGCAAUAGAUUUAAUGAAGCUUUGACUUUAUUGGAGCUUUGUGCAACUGACGGUUAGAGAAUUAACUUUGUUCGAGACGAUGGUUUGUACCUAGUACUAAAGCUGUCACUUUUUAGGAUUACAUUUUAUAAUAAGUUGGCUUGUUCUUGACAUUGACCCACGUUACUUGAAUUUUGGAAAUUGUACCUUAUUUUGUCUUUUUUCAAGUACCUACAUAGUUCAUAGAAAAAUGUAGACUGUUACCAUCUUAUUUCAAAAGUGGUUUUAAAAACUACCUAGUUUAGUAAUGGAACAUUAACUCUGUUAGAGACGAUGGCUUAAAUCCUGGACUUUCUUAGGACCGCGUUUUAUAAUAAAGUAAUUGAAGUUUAUCUAUCUGUAAAUUUUGAAUCAGAAACUUUAUGCCUGUGACAAUAAGGUUCAAAAUAUCUCACAGGUUUAAUAGUUGACAGGAUUAAAAUUAACCAUACCUACUUUGUAAUAGUCUUAAGAAGGUUUUUGUAUAUUUGAAACGAUUUUAUUAUUUGGAGUAAUUAAGUUACAAAAUGGAGUGAUCAAGCUAUUUAUGCGUGUUACGGCUGUUAUCUAGUCGGCUAUCGAAUAAUUAAGCUUGUCAGCGUUAAGCGUUUGUGUUGUGAAAUAUAAUUUUAAAUUAUAAUAAAGUUAUCGGCACGGAUAUUGAGCCCUGACCUUCAUCUGCGCAGAAGCGAUUUAUUGGUUUAUUGCCUUAUGUGUACGGUGCGCAAAGCGAUCCCCACUCUUCCGCCGAGAGCUCAAUAUCUGUGCCGAUAACUAUACCUAAAAUGUUUCAUAUAAUCCGAUUGAUUCGUUUAUUAUUGUAUCGAGUCUUUCUAUAGUCACAAACAAAAGAAAAUCUGAAAAUUGAUCAUAGAUGGCGCCUUAAGUUUGUUUUUGGGCGGUGGAGCGAAAGGAAUUUCUUUUACUGACGAAGGCGCUCCGUAGACAAACAAAUAUUGUAAUAUUAAAUAUAUAAAAGGCCGCCUAAAAUCCGUGUUCUUUCAAUAUAACUUAGCUUUCAUACUACCGCGUGUAAUUCAUUCGGUCCCGUAGCUUCGGCAAGUGCCUUCUCUACUAAGCUUGUUGUCUAUUUCUAGUUAUAAAGAAUUAUGGUUUACUACGGGUUAUAGGAAGUAUUAAAAAUAGUGAGCUUGAAUAUAAAUAUGUUUUAAACAUCACAUUUCUUUGAUAAUUAUGUAAUU
This is a messenger RNA of Helicoverpa zea (corn earworm), 3311 nucleotides long. Its product is annotated as NADPH-dependent diflavin oxidoreductase 1. The transcript has 7 exons. Gene Ontology annotation, molecular function: flavin adenine dinucleotide binding; NADPH-hemoprotein reductase activity; FMN binding. Gene Ontology annotation, cellular component: cytosol. The coding region runs from base 107 to 1927 and encodes 606 amino acids. The record is from RefSeq and is a predicted model, not a curated record. Lineage: Eukaryota; Metazoa; Arthropoda; Insecta; Lepidoptera; Noctuidae.